GGUGUGCUUGGAAAAGAGGAAUAAUGUGUGCAAAACAACCUAGUCUCGCGUCGGACAAGAAUAGGGUUAACUUGGUGAGCAGCUGGAGGGGUAGCCGGCCGGCAGAGAGGGAGCUAGAGGGGCACUAGCCCGUGGGGUCGCAAUUCAGUCCCGCCGUUGAUCGCCGCUGAUUUGCAUCGAACCACAGGUGCAAAAUGUCGGCCGCACGUCGUUACCUGAGUCGUCCUCGCACAAAGCUGUAUGACUACAACUACGUGAUGGGCGAGCGGUUGUACCGCGGCAUGGUCGACUCUCUGGACAAGCCGCGCGCCGCUCGUUCGUCGGCGGAGGCCGUCGACAGGCACACCUACGCCCCACCGCCGCCACCCCCGACUAACAACAACUACAGGAAUCGCUCCUACGACGAAGGGUCCGAGGAGGAAGACUCGUCCCUGCGCAAGAUCAGGGCGGCCAGGGCCAAGAUGGAGGAGGAGGUGCGCGCCUAUGAGGAGAGCUCGAACGCUCGCAGGGCGGCCCUGAAGAACCAGAGGGUCGACGUGUCGGACCGUCUGCUCGACUCUGUCGGCAUCUCCCGCAGGUCGGCGGAGAACGGCGACUACGAGUACUCGUCCUCGAACCAACACCGCAGAGCCGUCACGGAACUGGAGGAGGACCCGUUUUUCAAGAAGAGGACCUUCCAGCAGCAAGCAAAGUAUCAGUUUGAGGAAGAAGAUGAAGCUCCUGUAUCUCGUCUUAAGUCCAAGCAACGCAACUUGUUCGCCAAGGAGAGCGACUCACCCGAUUUUGACACAGCUGCCGCCCUGGAUCGCGCCAAGAAGUCGAGGGCACGUCUGGCCGAGAUUGAAAACGAAAUGGACGAGUUGAACGAGAGGUCGAGGGCGCGGGGUGCGCGCAUGGCGUCUGCCCAGGCCGUCCUCAGGGAGGCGGCCGAGUGCGAAAGCAGCGUUUCUGCCACCAAGAGCGUCCGCGUCAAACGGGCCAUCCAAGUCACCGAAAGGGUUGGCUGAAGAUUUAGAAGAAGAAGAAGUGGACGAACAGAAAAAAAGGAAGGACUCUUUGAUUCGGCUGAAAUUGUGUAAUAUAUGUUCAAGGUUGGCUCACCUGCUUUCAUAUUAAUUUUCAUAAAUACUUCUUACACAUAUUUCAAGGCUAUAAAUUUCAAUCAUAAAUAUGUCGACUUUUCGCCCUCUCUUCCUAUUUUUGUAAAACUUCAAUUAAUGCAUAAGAGCUCUAAACUUUCAUUUUCGUCAGCAUUUGACUUUUCAGUAUUUAUUAAAUCUUCCGGAAUUACAGAAUCAAAUUUUUAUACAAAAAUUGUUUUCUCAAAAAUUUUUAAGCAGAUGAGAAAUUAAAUUAUUGUGUGUACAAAAAUCUAUCACGUGAGGAUGGUAAAUAGGGUGCUUGAUAAGUAAGUGAACUGCAGUUGGGUGGCCGCUGUGAAAAUGCAAAUUCUUAAUUGUUUGUACUCGUUGCGCAAAAUAAAAAAGGACUCUCUUGUUAAGACCA
This is a messenger RNA of Neocloeon triangulifer, 1506 nucleotides long. RefSeq lists its product as uncharacterized. The transcript has 3 exons. The record is from RefSeq and is a predicted model, not a curated record. NCBI's taxonomy places the organism in Eukaryota, Metazoa, Arthropoda, Insecta, Ephemeroptera, Baetidae. Bases 195 to 1007 code for a protein of 270 amino acids.